AGUAUCUGCAAUUGAGAGGAUGACAGGGCCUAUGGAAGUUGUGGAGAUACAACUGAUACUUUCUUGCAGAUAACAACUCUAGUGAUGAGAACAUAGACUAUAAUACGGUUGGUGGAGAUAGACCAAGGAAUAUGAGUGACUUGUUGCAGGUUAAGAAUGAUGGUGGCUUUUACCAAAAGGAUUGGUGGAAUGAUCUUCUCCAAAAAAAUAAUUAUAAGGAACCUGAUUAUAGUGGCAAAAUGGUUUUGCUGCUUGACAUUCUGACAAUGAGUUCUGAUGUUGGUGAUAAAGCAUUGGUUUUUAGCCAGAGUAUUCCGACAUUGGACCUGAUAGAGUUUUAUCUUUCAAAGCUACCUCAACGUAGUAAGCCAGGGAAAUUCUGGAAAAAAGGAAAAGACUGGUAUAGGUUAGAUGGAAGAACAGAGAGCUCUGAAAGACAAAAUUUGGUUGAGAGGUUCAAUGAUCCCAUAAACAAAAGGGUGAAAUGCACUCUGAUCUCCACGAGAGCAGGAUCUCUGGGGAUUAAUCUUCAUGCUGCGAACCGUGUAAUUAUUGUGGAUGGUUCUUGGAAUCCAACAUUUGAUCUUCAAGCUAUAUAUCGAGCUUGGAGAUAUGGCCAAACAAAACCAGUGUUUGCUUAUCGAUUGAUGGCACAUGGAACUAUGGAAGAGAAAAUUUAUAAGCGUCAGGUAACAAAGGAAGGCCUUGCUGCAAGGGUGGUAGAUAGACAGCAAGUACAUAGGACAAUAUCUAAAGAAGAGAUGUUACAUCUAUUUGAAUUUGGCGAGGAAGAGAAUCCUGAUGCUUUUACUGAGAUCAGGGAAGGCGAUGGACAUGGAUGUGGCCAGAAGAUCAAUUGUCAAGUUGGAGAUUCACUGAUGCAGAAGGCUUCUCUUUCUAAUGGAAGCUGCUCAUCAGACAAAUUGAUGGAAGAUUUACUAGGAAAGCAUUGUCCAAGGUGGAUUGCCAAUUAUCAUGAACAUGAGACCCUUUUACAGGAGAAUGAAGAGGAAAAGCUGUCAAAGGAGGAGCAAGAUAUGGCUUGGGAAGUCUACCGAAAAGCAAUGGAAUGGGAGGAAGUGCGGCGAGUUCCCGUUGAUGAAUCUGCUUUGGGGGGAAAUCCUGUCACUUCAAAUGUGAACCCCCCUGUGCCAGAAACCAGUAACUUGACUCAACCCAGGGACCUGUUUAGGAAUCGUGGUGCACAGCGAAAGUGCACUAAUCUUUCUCACUUGCUGACACUUAGAAGUCAAGGCACAAAAGUUGGCUGCUUUACCAUUUGUGGAGAAUGUGCCCGAGAGAUUAGGUGGGAGGAUUUGAAUAGGGAUGGACGAUUGACAAGGUGAUGAAGACUGAAGUUCAUGUUGUUUGUUUAUAUGUUACAUGAUGUAAUUAUUUGCAUUUUAGACACCAGAAUUGUAAGUUAAUCUCCUUCUCAACAUGGUACAUUCAUUCCGUGCUUUAAAUUUCCAGCAUAUAGAUAGGCUUGUAUUCUUUAUUUGUCUUGGAAGAGUUUCGAGGAUGCAGCUAAGCGCAUUCUCACUGUAGAUGUAGCAUACCAACAGGGGGUUGGGGCGGGCGUGAGGAAAGUGCUGCGGGACAUUCGGGCAAUAGAGAGGGUUUCAGAGCCCAUCUUGUAAAAUUGUGCUUUAUAGAACUUCCUUACAAAAUUUAUAUCAGAUCUUAAUGUCUAAUUUCUACCA
This is a messenger RNA of Carica papaya (papaya), 1703 nucleotides long. NCBI's taxonomy places the organism in Eukaryota, Viridiplantae, Streptophyta, Magnoliopsida, Brassicales, Caricaceae. The record is from RefSeq and is a predicted model, not a curated record.